AGGAAUGGCUUCCUCCGAGACGCAACCUCGCUUCGGUCAAUCUGUUAAAGGUUUAUUAUCUGAUAAAGUCACUUCUUGUAGUGGGGAUGUCAUCGCUCUAACUCGUCAAGUGUUAAAAGGAUCCCGCAGCCAAGAACUACUCAGUCAGGCAGCGAGAAAUAUGGUAAUUCAAGAAGAUACCAUUCUGCACUCUGAAGAUAGUCUACGGAAAAUGUCUAUUAUAACCACCCACUUGCAAUAUCAGCAAGAGGCUAUUCAAAAGAAUGUGGAACACUCAAAAAACCUACAGGACCAGCUGAGACAUUUGAUGAAAUAAUGAAGCUGAGCUCUUCUAAGAUCACACUGUGAAUUCAGCCUCCUUUUCAUGUGUUUUUUAUUGAUUUUUAACAAUAAAUCGGGCAUUGUGUAGCAAACACUGCUUAACUUCUUUAAGAGUGCAGAUGAUGGUAUUGUAAAAAGAAGAUUGCUCUUAUAAAAGAUACACAAACCAAUAUUGUCUUUGCUCUAUAAUCUGCUACCGGAUGGCCCCUGCAAAAUUUCCACAAGACCUUCAAGUGAAGGUUUUUCUGUAAGAAAAUCUUUUCAUAUUUGUCUUCUUGUACUGAUAGUACAUCGACAAAAAAUGUGUUUUGUCUUUCUGUUUUAAGCAGGACAAGGUUGCGUAGGAACAUUUGCUUUGAUUCAUUUGCUUUUUUAGGACUUGUUUAAAAGAAAGUUCUAUUUACAAAUUGUGUUUUCUUGUUAUAUUAUUUAUGUCUUGUUUUAUAAUGUUGUUGUGCCAUAUUUACUUGAAUAUAUUUGUAUAAAACUUCACACAAAACAUUUCUAAGCUGUUAGUUAAUGAAUGAAGUUAAUUAAUGAAGUAUCCUUGGUCUAUAGUGAUCCAGCUAAAUUAAUUGUAUGUGUACAACAGAAACAUGUCAUUUGUUGAUACGUGGGGUAUGUGGUGAAGUUUAUCCCACGUGCAAUAUCAGCAGCCCCUCUGCAAGGGCAAGCAGAUGGAUGUCCUAGAGAGCAAGGCCUUGAGCAGAACUCUUCAGGGUUCUACUACAUAUUCUUGACUAAGUCUGUGCAUUUAUUAUUCAAUUUAAACAUAAACAUUGAAUCAAAAGUUUCAUUAGAUGCAAACAAUUGCAUUUAGAAAGCAUUUGCAAUGGCAAUUGCAGACUUUAAAAACAACAGAGCAGAAAUUUGAGAUGAUUCUAAAUAAUCAAGACUUACAUAUGCAGCAAAUCCCGUGAUAAUAAAGGCCAUACAUUAAGUCUGAUUUCUUGACAGUCUUGCAAUGCACAUUAACACUCGCAGGAUCAUAGAAGUCAGGAAUAAAAACCUUGAUAUGGAAAGAAUGUUCUGUACCUCCCUUAGUUCAGCUUAUCACUCUUCAAGGUCUCUCUUCUA
Triplophysa rosa is the source of this 1398-nucleotide messenger RNA. RefSeq names its product BLOC-1 related complex subunit 7 (gene borcs7). Gene Ontology annotation, cellular component: BORC complex. NCBI's taxonomy places the organism in Eukaryota, Metazoa, Chordata, Actinopteri, Cypriniformes, Nemacheilidae. The record is from RefSeq and is a predicted model, not a curated record. The coding region runs from base 5 to 316 and encodes 103 amino acids. The transcript has 5 exons.